This is a messenger RNA of Jaculus jaculus (lesser Egyptian jerboa), 1389 nucleotides long. RefSeq names its product PAXIP1 associated glutamate rich protein 1 (gene Pagr1). The record is from RefSeq and is a predicted model, not a curated record. Lineage: Eukaryota; Metazoa; Chordata; Mammalia; Rodentia; Dipodidae.
CGUGCGCCUGCGAGCUGGGAGUCUGCGCGGCCGGGGAGGCGGUCGUUAGCUCCAGGGACGUAGGGCUGCGGAGCUGACGCGGCGCCUACGAGCCACGGCGGAGGGCCCGCACACGACAGGGCCUUCCCUGCCCCGCCUCGGAAAAUGGUAUCUGCGGGUUGCCGAGGACUGCAAGAUACCGGAUGUGGAUCCGUUGGGUGGGGGUCUCUCCUUGCAGGAAACUAAGCGCCCCCUCCUGGGGACGGAGCUCCUGCCGCAGAGACCGCUGUUGGAGCCUGAUUGGUUGCAGAGGCGUCCUCAGCCCCAGGGACUCCGGUUUGACACUCCAGCAUCUCCCGUAUUGCUGGACCUCGCCCCUAGUCUCUAUGUCCCUUGCCCUGGGUCAUGGAACCAUCAUUGCAGGCACCGCAGCGGUGCUGUCCGAAGAAGGGGAGGUGACUUCCGGCCUCCAGGCUUUGGCUGUGGAGGAUACUGGAGGUCCCUCGGUGGCGGUCAGUAAGGCCGAGGAAGAGGGGGAAGGAGACCAGGACGAGGUUGGGCGUGAGGGGUCCGGGGCUGAGGUGCCAGGAGAAGCCCCGAGCGCUUCCGUGGGGAGUGAGCCUGCGGAAGAAGAAUCCGAGGACUGGAGCGUGCCUUGCAGCGACGAGGAGGUGGAGCUGCCCCCGAAUGGGCAGUCCUGGAUGCCCCCGCCUACCGAAAUCCAGCGGCUCUACGAGCUGCUGGCGGCCCACCGGACCCCGGAGCUGCAAGCCGAGAUCCUGCCCCGCCGGCCGCCUACGCCCGAGGCCCAGAGCGAAGAGGAGAGGUCUGAUGAAGAGCCAGAGGCCAAAGAAGAGGAGGAGGAAAAGCCUCACAUGCCUACAGAAUUUGAUUUUGAUGACGAGCCAAUGACACCAAAGGACUCCCUGAUUGACAGGAGGCGCACUCCAGGAAGUUCAGCCAGGAGCCAGAAACGGGAAGCCCGCCUGGACAAGGUCCUCUCAGACAUGAAACGACAUAAGAAAUUGGAAGAACAGAUUCUUCGAACUGGCAGGGACCUCUUCAGCCUGGACUCGGAGGGUCCCAGCCCGGCCAGCCCCUCACUCCGGUCCUCAGGGAGCAGUCUUUUUCCCCGGCAGCGGAAGUACUGACUUGCUGUUCCUGUUUCUAGGUGCCAGGGCCUGGGUGGCCUGGCUUUCAAGGGAGAUUCUAGAAAACCUGGGAAGAAGAGAGAAGCCUCCUUACAAGAGAGAAUGCGCUUGCGAUUGCGCACGUGUGUGUGUGUGUGUGUGUGUGUGUGUGUGUGUGUGUGUGUGUGUGUUUUCUGCCGAAUAUCUUUUUGGAGUACUGGACUGGGUUUUCUGAAUCUAAAAUAAAAGCUACAGUCCAGAACUGCAACUGGAACCUAAA